ACAAGAAUCGAGAAACCGAUCUUGGAGGGUUUCUUUCUUCUUGGCGCUCAUCAUCGCCCCUCUAACUUCUUCAGUUUUCAUUCCAUUUUUCUUAAAAAUUUUUGAUUCAUUCAAAUAUUCAUUUCUUUUUAGAAACUCAACCGUAGAUAGACACACACACACACCAUCUAUAUCUAUAUAAAUAUAAAUAUAUAUAUUCACAUACCAAAAUGAGUGUAGAUCUAGCUUCAAACAGCCAUGGAAACCUGGACGAACAAAUUUCACAGCUCAUGCAGUGCAAGCCCUUAUCAGAGCCAGAGGUAAAGACAUUAUGUGAGAAGGCGAAAGAGAUAUUGAUGAAGGAAAGCAAUGUUCAGCCCGUUAAGAGCCCUGUGACUAUUUGUGGUGAUAUUCAUGGGCAGUUUCAUGAUCUUGCUGAACUUUUUCGCAUUGGAGGAAAGUGUCCGGAUACAAAUUACUUGUUCAUGGGCGAUUAUGUGGAUCGAGGGUAUUAUUCUGUUGAAACAGUCACGUUGUUGGUCGCUUUGAAGCUGAGAUAUCCUCAGAGAAUCACUAUUUUACGAGGAAAUCAUGAAAGUCGGCAGAUCACACAAGUCUAUGGGUUUUAUGAUGAAUGCCUCCGGAAGUAUGGCAGUGCUAAUGUUUGGAAGAUGUUUACAGAUCUUUUUGACUAUUUCCCUUUGACUGCAUUGGUUGAAUCAGAAAUUUUUUGUCUUCAUGGUGGGUUGUCACCAUCCAUUGAAACACUUGAUAGUAUAAGAAGUUUCGAUCGCGUUCAAGAGGUUCCACACGAGGGUCCAAUGUGUGAUCUUUUGUGGUCUGACCCAGAUGACCGUUGCGGUUGGGGUAUCUCACCUCGUGGAGCUGGUUACACCUUUGGCCAGGACAUAUCUGAGCAAUUUAACCACAGCAACAACUUAAAGCUCAUUGCUAGAGCUCAUCAGCUGGUAAUGGAGGGAUUCAACUGGGGGCAUGACCAAAAAGUUGUAACUAUCUUUAGUGCACCAAACUAUUGUUAUCGAUGUGGGAACAUGGCUUCUAUACUGGAGGUCGAUGAUUGCAAUGGCCACACAUUCAUCCAGUUUGACCCGGCGCCUAGAAGAGGCGAACCUGAUGUCACGAGAAGAACACCUGAUUAUUUCUUGUGAAGUUGAGUAAUACUCGUGGCUGGUUGAAUCGGUGUUUUGAUCUAACAAAUAUCGGCGAAAGUUCUUCAUUGGUGGAUGCGCGAAGGGGCUGUAAAAUUCCGGUCUCUAAUUUUUAUUAUUUUUUCGCAAUUCAAUUUAAUUUUAACCUAUCUCAGCUUUUAUCAAUGAUUAAUUUAUCAGUGUUUGAUUUUUAUGUAUAAUUGAUUUUGUGCACUUGAAUUUUUAAAACUUGGAUCAAAGGAAAAUGCAAUCCUGCUA
This is a messenger RNA of Helianthus annuus (common sunflower), 1406 nucleotides long. Its product is annotated as serine/threonine-protein phosphatase PP2A-2 catalytic subunit. Gene Ontology annotation, biological process: peptidyl-serine dephosphorylation; mitotic cell cycle. Lineage: Eukaryota; Viridiplantae; Streptophyta; Magnoliopsida; Asterales; Asteraceae. The record is from RefSeq and is a predicted model, not a curated record. Gene Ontology annotation, cellular component: cytosol. The transcript has 11 exons. Bases 210 to 1148 code for a protein of 312 amino acids. Gene Ontology annotation, molecular function: protein serine/threonine phosphatase activity.